AUGCGCCUCGCGUCGGCAUCGCUCUUCCAGCGCGGCCGCCUGGCCACGCGUCCACCGGCGCUGUCGUUCUCUUCAGCACCACGUCGACUUUUUGCAGCAGCGAGCUUCCAAGACUUGGGCGUGGACGCGCGCACCGUGUCGGGUCUGAAGGAGAUGAAGAUCACAACACCCACAGGUAUUCAACAGAAGAGCAUCCCAGCUAUCUUGGCGCGCCACGACAUCCUGUGCGCAGCUCAGACAGGAACAGGCAAGACGUUGGCCUAUUUAGUCCCCGUAAUAGAGCAGAUACUACGCAAGGAGGCGGCCAAGAAGCUGGAGCGCGAAACCAAGGGACCCACCGAAGUAGUGCUGGGCCGUCCCAGUGCUCUGGUCCUGCUACCCAGUCGGGAGCUGGCACUACAGGUGGCGUCGGUUGCUAAACAACUAUCGCACUCAGCCAAGUUUGCGUCCUGCACCAUCACGAGCGGAGAGCGCAAGAGCAUCCAACAAAAGAAUACUUCACGUCGACUCGACCUUAUCAUCGGCACUCCUGGCCGUGUGGCCAAGUGCAUCAGCAAGGGAGACUUCUUCGUCUCCUGUAUUGAUACAGUGGUGGUGGACGAGGCAGACACGCUUUUUGAUGCUAAAAUGGGCUUCCGCAAGGAGCUGGAUGCAGUGCUGGGGACGAUUCAGGCCAGCGCGGCUAAGCGCAACCAAUCACUGCAGAUGAUCUUGGCGGCAGCUACAAUCCGCUCGCCGAUAGACCAGAUUCUGAAGAAAAAGUUCGGUGAACUGCGUGUUGUGAGCGACGACAAGAUCCACAAGACGCCGGCCUCCAUCCGAGAAGAGUUUGUGCGGGUAAACCCAGAGUCCAAGCACUCGGCGCUGCGUGAGGCGUUGCAUCUGCACCGGCGUCGAGCGGCAAAGACUAUGAUUUUCUGUCGCAACUCGGCAAGCGUGCGCUCCACAGAGCACAUGCUGCGUGAACACGGUUUCCAGGACGCUGUGUGUCUCCACGGCGACAUGCCACCGGCUAGACGCCACGACGCUAUCCACGCAUUUACUGAAGAUUCUAACGUGAACAUCUUGGUGUGUACGGAUCUGGCAGCUCGUGGUCUCGAUGUAGAGGCAGUGAAGCAUGUGGUAAUGUUUGACUUUCCGAAGUCUGCGGUCGACUACGUGCAUCGCGCUGGCCGUACAGGCAGAGCAGGCGAGCAGGGACUUGUGACCAGCCUCGUAACCAAGCACGAUCUCACACUCGCCAUGAGCAUCGAAAACUCUAAACGUAGUAACAGCACAAUCAAAGAGCUACGCGAAGAUACGUCCACAAGGAAGACGGCGCGUCGAGAGCCGUCGCAGAAGCGUAGUGGCUUUGGUCGUGGCACCAAAAAGCUGCUGAGACACAAGAUUAGGACGCCACGCCCGAUUCGGUAG
Molecule: messenger RNA, 1413 nt
Organism: Phytophthora infestans T30-4
Lineage: Eukaryota; Oomycota; Peronosporomycetes; Peronosporales; Peronosporaceae
Product: DEAD/DEAH box RNA helicase, putative
Exons: 2
Coding region: 1-1413 (470 amino acids)
Molecular function (GO): ATP binding; RNA helicase activity; nucleic acid binding
Source: RefSeq, a predicted model, not a curated record